AUGUUGGUGCAGAUGACAGCAGACUGUAAUCCCGCGCGGGAGCGGGAUGCAGUCUGCGAGCAGACUAUCUGGAACAUUGAUAUGUAAAAUUUCUAUCAAUCUUAAAAAACACAAUUUUAUUUUCUAAAGGAGAACACUCCUGAGAAUGUGGAUAUAAAAAAGAAAGUUUUUGUGAAUCUUGAUAAUCUUGUGAAGAAUGACGACACAAUUCUUGCAAGUUCUACAUCUUGUAUCAUACCUUCACGUUUCACAGAAACACUCAAGCAUCGCAAACAAUGUAUCGUCGCUCAUCCGGUAAGCUGAAAAUUUGAACUUAAUAUAGAUCUUUUUGAAGUUUAUUUUUAAGACAGUGUCUUUGGAUAUUCCAGACUGGAAACUUGUCUUUGAACUAAGUUGUUUUCAUUCAACUCCUGGCAAUUAAUAUUAUUAUUGAUACAAUGUACUCCAAUACACUCUCGUAUUUUUACAAAAAUUAGAUGAGAAUUAAAUUGACAGAACGUUUCCUUGCUUUUCUGGGCUGCAAGAACUUGAAUACAUAAUUAGCGCAUGCCUCUAAUUUAUGCAUGAAUACUUGACUAAGUUGACUUGAUUUGCUGGUGGAGGUAAUCCAGUCAGUGCCUUUAGUUUAAUUUUGUCUCAGGCCAGAUGAUUGUACUUGUACAGGGAAAAGCUAGAAACAGUUUUUUCAAAACUUCAGGUGAAUCCUCCACAUUAUGUUCCGCUGGUUGAGAUAGUGCCGGCACCCUGGACUGAGAGCUCGGUUGUUGAAAGAACCAGAGCAAUUAUGAAAGAUAUUGGUCAGGCACCUGUCACAUUGAAUAAAGAAGUGAAUGGAUUUUUACUGAACAGAAUACAGUAUGCUAUUAUUAUGGAGGGAUGGCGAUUGGUUGAGGUAUGGUGCGUUCAUAUCUUGAUUAAAUUUUGGAACUGUUUUACUUCUGAGCGCCCUAGGCAGACUAGAAUAUCUGUGUAAACACUAGUGUGCCAAAACAGGGGUCAAUAUAGUAGAAUCAAAACUGUAAAGUUUUGAAAACAACAGCAGCUUGGCGUGUACGCACCUACGUACCUAUUUUUAUGUUUGUUUUGCAGGAUGGUGUAUGUUCUCCAGAGGAUGUGGACACGGUUAUGAGCAAAGGACUGGGAUUGAGAUACUCGUUCAUGGGACCAUUUGAAACAAUGCACAUGAACGCUGGAGGUCAGUGGGUCUCAAGACAUUUCAGGGCAGUAGGUGAUGGUCCAGAGAUCACUGUUGACACUCGUGGAGCUGGCAAAUGGGCAAUUCCAGCUAUUUGAAAUUCUGCUAUUUGAAAUCCCAGAACUUCGUUUUCAAAUGGCAGAACUCCCUUUUGAAAUGCCAAAACUCCGUUUUUAAAUCCCAGAACUCCGUUUUCAAAUGCCAGAUCUCCAUUUUCAAAUGCCAGAUCUCCAUUUUCAAGUGCCAGUCUCCAUUUUCAAAUGCCAGAUCUCCGGCAUUUUCAAAUGGCAGAAGUUACGGGCCUUAACAAAUUUUUGCACGGAUUUCAGGAAUUUUGGACUACUGUGAGAAAUAUGGCAGUAAUAUUGAGAAGAUAUGUGAAGAGCAAGGUGAAUCUAGACAGCUGCAUGAUUCAAACACUGCUCAGGUCGUUCAUGACGCCAUGUGUAACGCAAGUGUCCCUGUUGAGAAACUUGAAGAACGCAGAACGUGGAGAGACAAGCGCUUGGCAGCAUUAGCAGUACAUCAAGCUGGCCAGGAGGACUGA
Paramuricea clavata is the source of this 1742-nucleotide messenger RNA. NCBI's taxonomy places the organism in Eukaryota, Metazoa, Cnidaria, Anthozoa, Malacalcyonacea, Plexauridae. The record is from the annotation of a GenBank genome assembly.